Molecule: messenger RNA, 925 nt
Organism: Calypte anna (Anna's hummingbird)
Lineage: Eukaryota; Metazoa; Chordata; Aves; Apodiformes; Trochilidae
Product: histone H1.11L
Exons: 1
Coding region: 25-702 (225 amino acids)
Biological process (GO): chromosome condensation; nucleosome assembly; negative regulation of DNA recombination
Cellular component (GO): nucleus; nucleosome
Molecular function (GO): double-stranded DNA binding; structural constituent of chromatin; nucleosomal DNA binding
Source: RefSeq, a predicted model, not a curated record
GUGUUCCCUACGGACGGUGUCAGAAUGGCAGAGUCCGCUCCGGCCCCCUCUGAGGAAACAGCGCCUGCCGCGGCUCCUGCAGCAGCCGCUAAGGCCGCUGCCAAGAAGCCGAAAAAGGUGGCAGCUGCCGCGUCCAAAGCCCGCAAGCCCGCCGGCCCCAGUGUUACAGAGCUUAUCACCGAGGCUGUAUCUUCCUCAAAAGAGCGCAAGGGGCUCUCCCUCGCCGCUCUCAAGAAGGCGCUGGCCGCCGGAGGCUACGAUGUGGAGAAGAACAACAGCCGCAUCAAGCUGGGGCUUAAGAGUCUAGUGAGCAAGGGCACCCUGGUGCAGACGAAGGGUGUUGGUGCGUCUGGCUCUUUCCGUCUCAGCAAGAAGCCUGGGGAAGCAAAGGAAAAGGCUCCUAAAAAACUGGCAGCUCCAGCUAAGCCAAAGAAGCAAGCAGCCAAGAAAUCUGCCAGCGUUGCCAAGAAACCUAAGAAGACAGUGACAGCGAAGAAGAGCCCUAAGAAAGCCAAGAAGCCAGCGGCUAAGGAAGCAAUAAAGAGCCCCAAGAAGGCGAUAAAGGCUGCCAAACCGAAGAAGGCAGCAGCAGCAGCAUUAAAGAGCCCAGUCAAGAUGAAGGCAGUGAAGCCCAAAGUUGCUAAGCCCAAGGUGGGUAAGCUGAAAGCAGCCAGAGCAAAGAAGGCUGCUUCAAAGAAGUAACCCUUAGAAGGUACAUCUUACACCCCAACGGCUCUUUUAAGAGCCACCCAAAUACUCUCAAAGAGAGCUGAAAUUAAGGGUAUUUUUAAGGGUGUUUCUUAAGUGUUCUGGAAAAGGUUUGCUAAUGCUCAAUUCCCCCCUUUACUCCCCCUAGCUGUAUGGCUCUUUUAAAGCAUGUUCCAUGGAAGCCACGUUUCAGAAGCAGCCCUUUAAGUUGUUUUAA